UUCUUUCCCAGCAGGGUUGUGCUUACAUUACUCUUUAGAUCUCUCUUGAAGAGGGCUGGUAUAUUUGUGCCUGCUGGAGGUGGAAUUAACAGUAAGAAGGAGAAAGGGAUUGAAUGGACUUACAGGAAGGAUUUCAAGUAAAUUCAGGGAAACACAUUUACUUGAAUAGUACAAUCUUGAGUAUUAUUUUACACUAAGACGACACAAAAGAUGUUAAAGUUAUCACCAAGCUGCCGGACAAAUAUAUAUUCCAACACCAAGGUGCAGAUCAGCAUAGAUCUGUGAUUCAGAAAUCAAGAUUUGUCUUGGAAAGAGCUCAAGGGUUGAGAAGAACUCAACAGCAAGUGAAGAUAACUCUGGGAACUACAGUUUAUCAGAAGAUCAACUUUCGUUAAUUCAAAUACCAAAGGCCUGAUUAUCAUAAAUUCAUAUAGGAAUGCAUAGGUCAUCUGAUCAAAUAAUAUUAGCCGUCUUCUGCUACAUCAAUGCAGCAAAAACUCUUAACAACUGUGGAUAAUUGGAAAUCUGAGUUUCAGCUUUCUUAGAAAUAACUACUCUUGACACAUUCCAAAAUAUUUAAAAUAGGACAGGAAAAUCAGUGAGGAUGUUGUGUUCAGAAAAAUGUCACUGUCAUGAAGAAUAGGUAAAUUUGUUUUUUCAGCUACUGGGAAAGUGUACCUCCCAGGAACUUAGAUUUUUUUUUUAAGAGGACAAAAAAAACCUUAAAAAUAUAAACUUUUGCUUUUGGACAAAAAUGCAUCUGACUGUGCUUUUACUUAGGGGUGUUGUGGGUUUCCUCUGGAGCUGCUGGGUUCUAGUGGGUUAUGCAAAAGGAGGUUUGGGAGACAAUCAUGUUCACUCCAGUUUUAUUUAUAGAAGACUACGGAACCACGAAAGACGGGAAAUACAGAGAGAAAUUCUCUCUAUUUUGGGUUUGCCUCACAGACCCAGACCAUUUUCACCUGGAAAACAAGCAUCUUCUGCGCCUCUCUUUAUGCUGGACCUAUACAAUGCCAUGGCCAAUGAAGAAAAUCCCGAAGAGUCGGAAUACUCAGUGAGGGCAUCUUUGGCAGGAGAGCCCAGAGGGGCAAGAAAGGGAUACCCAGCCUCUCCCAAUGGGUAUCCUCGCCGCAUACAGUUAUCUCGGACCACUCCUCUGACCACCCAGAGUCCUCCUCUAGCCAGCCUACAUGAUACCAACUUUCUGAAUGAUGCUGACAUGGUUAUGAGCUUUGUCAACUUAGUUGAAAGAGACAAGGAUUUUUCUCACCAGCGAAGGCAUUACAAAGAAUUUCGGUUUGAUCUUACUCAAAUUCCUCACGGAGAGGCGGUGACAGCCGCUGAAUUCAGGAUAUACAAGGACAGGAGCAACAGCCGGUUUGAAAAUGAAACAAUUAAGAUUAGCAUAUAUCAGAUCAUCAAGGAAUACACAAAUAGGGAUGCAGAUCUGUUCCUGUUAGACACAAGAAAGGCCCAAGCUUUAGAUGUGGGUUGGCUUGUCUUUGAUAUCACUGUGACCAGCAAUCACUGGGUCAUUAAUCCACAGAACAAUCUGGGCUUGCAGCUCUGUGCAGAGACGGGGGAUGGACGCAGCAUCAACGUGAAAUCCGCCGGUCUUGUGGGGAGACACGGGCCUCAGUCAAAACAACCUUUCAUGGUGGCCUUCUUCAAGGCCAGCGAGGUACUUCUUCGAUCCGUGAGAGCAGCCAACAAACGGAAAAAUCAAAACCGCAAUAAAUCCAGCUCUCAUCAGGAUUCCUCUAGAAUGUCCAGUGUUGGAGAUUAUAACACAAGUGAACAAAAACAAGCCUGUAAGAAGCAUGAACUCUAUGUGAGUUUCCGGGAUCUAGGAUGGCAGGACUGGAUUAUAGCACCAGAAGGAUAUGCUGCAUUUUAUUGUGAUGGAGAAUGUUCUUUUCCACUUAACGCCCAUAUGAAUGCCACCAACCAUGCCAUAGUUCAGACUCUGGUUCAUCUGAUGUUUCCUGACCAUGUACCAAAGCCUUGUUGUGCUCCAACCAAGUUAAACGCCAUCUCUGUUCUGUACUUUGAUGACAGCGCCAAUGUCAUUUUGAAAAAAUACAGAAAUAUGGUAGUACGCUCAUGUGGCUGCCACUAAUAUUAAAUAAUAUCAAUAAUAACAAAAAGAUCUGUAUUAAGGUUUAUGACUACAAUAAAAAGCAUACUUUCAGACAAAAGGGGAAUUUUCUAAAAUAAAUUUGGCUCAUUUCAUCUCCUUCCCUAUGUACAAUGUAAUGUAUAUAGUCAUUUUUAUUUAUUUAAAGGUAUAUAUUCUUUUUUGUUGAUGCCUUAUCAAUAAAAUCCACUUUAUGGGCCACUAUGUUAUACAAUAAAUCACCCAGUCUAAUUUUCAAUGGGAAACGCUGAGUCCAAUUCAAUUCCAUUUCAACAUUUUUUCUAAUACAAUUUUUAUAUGAUUUUCUGAGAUUAGACAGAAUUCCUUUGAUCGUUCCAUAUUGUUGAAGGAAAUUGAAUAUGUUUUGUUAUAGUGUGCCAAUGAAAACCAUGAUAGGAUAUUUAUUUAAAAAUAAAACUUAAAAAAAAUAACAAUCCAAACAAAAAUUCAUGAAUAAACACAAUUCUUCUUUUAGAGUUUCUGCUUCAUUAGAUAAAGUGAAAUGUUGAACUGGAUUUGAAUAAAUAAAUGGUAGGCAGCACACAGAAGCUAAAAGAUUGUGCAUAAUUGUUAUAACUGUUUGCUUUAACAGAAUUGGUGUAACUGUAGGAGCAUGUUUCUUUUUGGCUUGUGCAUUGUAGAUUUUGCAAAGAGUUCAAAACUUCAAGAAUUCUGUGGAGACAGGCUUGAGCCUGUGUCUGUAACUUUCCAAGUUAACACUAAAAAAUUGUAGUACAACCUUCUUACCUCAAAUAAAUCAUGUCUGCCUAUUAUCUAGAACACUACUGCUACAGAUUUUUUUUCAGAUUUAAAAACCUAAUCCAAAAUAAAGAAACAUUUGCAUGUGCUCCACUUUCCUCCCCACAGACAAGAGUCACUGCAUGGAUAAAAUGUACCAGAGCAGAAGAUGCCGACGGAGCCAUUUCGUUAGCUCUCCUUUAUAACUGAGUUUGCUGAUUGAUGUUAUGCGAGGGGUUUUAUUUGGGGCACUGAAAGUAAACUGGAGGAAAUUACCAAAAAUCCCAGAAUGGCUUUCAGACAAUUGCCAUUUCUAAAGAACAGCUGAAAUCCAUUUUUCAUAUCUUUGAGAGUGAGCUCAAUGAAAACCUUAUUUUGUAAAGGGAUUUUAUAAACCUUCCUCCAAGAACAAAUAAUUCUAAACGGGAAGGUUCUGAUGUGUGUCUGUGUGUGUGUGUGUGCAUGCAUGUUCUUCCCUCUGAAAUUAAUUUAUUUUUCUCUCUGUUUUAAUGGCUUCUGAGGCCUUUCUUUAACACACACUGACUUUUUGAAGAAUGACCUUUAGAUUGGUAAGUUGUUAUUUAUGGUGGCUCUAUGGUUAGGCUUAUUUACAGUUCAUCUAGAAUAUUCCUAAAGCACCAUUUAUUAAUCAUAUUUUUUGAUUUUUCAAACAAAACGUAUAUCAGAAAUGGCUUCAAAAAUGUUAUGGGUUUGUCUGUAAUUCAGGUAUAUUGCAAUAUUUUAAAAUACAGUUUAUCUUAAAGAAAAUUUGACAAUAACUAUAAUGAGGGAUACAUUAAGUAAUAUAUUUUUAAUUAAUAGUGUACCAUUGAGAGAAUAAGAAAUGGAAGUCUAUUAUAUUAUUCUUUAAAUAUGCUGUUUAAAUAUAUUUCUAUAUUUUAAAAUAUAUUGAAUUUGGAAUGCUAGUUUCUGCUGUUCUUCUUGAUCUGGUUCUUUAUUUAAAAGGAAUACAAAAUGUAAGUACAUCGUAAAUUGAAACUAUGAGAAUAUUUAUCGAAUGUAAAAUGUUUGUUGAUUACGUGAUUCUUUAUGCUGUUUUUAAUUGCCAAAACUGUUUUUUUGUAUUGUUAAUAAUUAACUCACUAUUAAAUGUACAAUGCAAUAA
This is a messenger RNA of Lemur catta (Ring-tailed lemur), 4001 nucleotides long. RefSeq names its product bone morphogenetic protein 5 (gene BMP5). Gene Ontology annotation, molecular function: cytokine activity; growth factor activity. Gene Ontology annotation, cellular component: extracellular region. The transcript has 7 exons. The record is from RefSeq and is a predicted model, not a curated record. NCBI's taxonomy places the organism in Eukaryota, Metazoa, Chordata, Mammalia, Primates, Lemuridae. Gene Ontology annotation, biological process: SMAD protein signal transduction. The coding region runs from base 755 to 2119 and encodes 454 amino acids.